AUGUUUCAGCCAACAUGGUCCCAGGACGCGUCCGCACAUCCAUCCCCCGACCUCAGCCUCGAGGCUCAAAUGGCGCACGAUGCUCAGAAUCGCCCCGCUUCCCACGCAUCCAUGACCUACGACGCUUCUCCCGCAGCCUAUCCAUCCUCCGCCGACAACAGCUCCGACGUCUAUCCUGGCGCGUCCGCCAGUAGAUCCAACGGAGCCCCAGGCUCGGCAACGGCGCCGUUCGCGUUCGGCAUGCAGCAACAGCAGCUCCACCAGUCACAUUUGCCGCAGAACCAGCAUCAACAUUUGCAUCCCUCGCAGCAGCAACAGCAACAUCAACCACAACAACAACACCGCGACAUGACACAUCAGCCACAGCCUCACGACCAAAGUCACCAACAGCACCAGCACCAACAACAGCUCUCCCUCUCGCAACAGUCCCGGCAUUCACAUCAUUCAUCUCAGCCACCGCACGAGAUGCAACAACCACCUUCCCACGCCGUCAAUGCCAUCACCGCCAACACGCCAGAGCGCGCAGCCGAUGCGCACUCCGGCCCACCACUCUUCCUCGACGGCUCCGCAGUCGCCAUGCACGGCUCCGGCUUUCAUCUCGAUCACCAACAUGCUGGCGGCCAGGCCCAACCUUUUGCUCCGGGCUUGGAUCAAGGUGCGAUGCACCCAUCUUCGCAGACGUCUCACAACAGCUCCCAGUUUCUCAUGCAGCAGCAGGACCACUACCCCUCCCGGCCUCCCAGCGGCUCCGAGCAGGGCUGGUCAGAUCCCAUGCGUCCCUCGGACGCAAGCCAGCCAGAAGCCUCCAACUCCAGCGUCUCUCCGGGCUUGCAGAGGGCUGCGCGUCCAGCCGCGCUCAAGAUCGACAUGUCUUCCGUCCCUUCGAGCGCAUACAUGGAAGCGUCGCAGUCUGGCCUGCACCUCCCUCAGGUCGCGGAUCCGACUUCGGCCGGCACCGGCCACGCCUCCACCCCGCAGGCGCUCCAGACCCGUUUUGCGCCCCUGCCCCAGUUCGACUCUGCCUCUUUCCACGGCCAGGACCCCAUGCAGCAGCACCAGGCCGACCUCGCCAGAGAUGCAUCGCUCGACGAGGCUUCCGGCCAGACUGCCGCCCCUGGUCUCAUGCCUGCCUUUGGCACCGAGUCCAGCUAUCUCAAUCAAGGCGCCUCCGCGCGCUCGCCGUCUUCGGCUGCACAGCACGCUGCCGCCUACAUGUCCAACCGACCGCAGCCGGCUCAGGCAGAGAGCGUCGUUGGUCUAGCCAGUGUGCCCGACAGGCUGGGGCCAGCUUCUGCUCAUCUCGGCGUUCCUGCAUCGCCCAGCUCGCCCGUGGUGUCGCAACUCACAGGCGGCCACUACAGUCCGAGCUCGACACUCUCCGGCGCUUUCUCCUCCCGGCCUGGCAGUCGUCCAGCAAGUCGCGGUCUCAAGUCGGUCGCCAGCUUCACCUCCUCGGCUGGCACGGGCACUGCAUCCGGUAGCGACGCUCAGGCAUCCUUUGCCAACCGGCCUCGAUCCAGCUCGGGUAGCGGCGUGGCCGUGCGACCAGUCUCGGCAUUGACGCGCACCACCAGCAUGCAGAGCGAGAUAGCCUCGUACAAUACCGGCACCGGCUCGCCGCUCUUUGGACUCUCGCAGAGUCGUAGCGUGCAGAACCUCGGCCAAAUGCAGAGCCCGGCCAUGUCGGCGCACCUCUCCAGUCCGCGCCAUCCUGCCGGACCGUCGGCCAUGGAGCCGUGGAGCCCCGUGCAACCUCAGAUGGCCCAAUCGCAGAGCUUCCGAGCGCCUUACUCGGGGCCCGGCUUCCAGACGCCGCAGAUGCAGCAGUUCAGCCCGACGCUCACCUCGCCUGCUCAAUCCCAAUACUCGCCACAGGCCCACUUUGGCUCGCAUGCGUCGGCGAUGAUGCCCUUCUUCUCUCCGUCGAUCGAGACGACGCAGCAUUUCAGCUCGUCCGGCAGUCUCACCUCGGACGGAUUCGACAUGGCCGGCUUCAACGAACAGCGGCUCUCGUCGGCGCUCGCCAACAGUGCAUCCAUCAGCUCUGGCCCUCCGACAGCAUCACACCAGCGCGAGGGUCACAGCACUCCCACCAUCGUAGAGGAGGAGGAAGAUGUCUCGUUCGGUGCCGAUGGCCGUCCUAGCUUGAUGUCGAGACAGGCGCAGGACGGCAUGCACAUCGACGCUCCCUUCCAUGCGCAACAACAACACCACCACCACCAUCAGCAGCAGCAGCUCUCCCAGCACUUGCACCAGCACCAGCCUCAGCACCACCAGCACUUGGCCGGUCAACCACCGCUCGUCCUGCAGCGCAGCCAUCCAGAUCAGGUGCAGCCACUGCCCAUGGAUACGCCGCCGCACUUCCGAAGCCAGAUGCCCUUCCCUCCCAACAUGCGUCCCAGCCUCUACCAGCAAGUCUCGAUGGCCGAGAUGAACCGUCUGCGCCAGAUCCACGGCCUAGGCGUCACCGAGCGCAACUUUGGCGACUGUUCGGCCUUCAUCGAAGACUAUAUCCGCCAAUACAUCUCGACGCCCAGUCGUCUGGGUCUGGGUGAGCGCAACGUGCUCAUCAUGACCACGCGCGUCGCUCAAAAGAGCUACGGUGCCGAGAAGCGCUUCCUGUGCCCGCCGCCUCUGGUGAUCCUGAUCGGAAGCAGCUGGUGGAACGCCUGCCCCGCGCCUGCAAAGCCGUUUUCCCAAGCAGGUCCCAUGGAUGUCGAUCAGACCCCGACGGUGCUCUCGCCUCCGCGCGUUACGAUCAACAUCAGCGGCGAACCGGGUAUUCAGGACGGCGCCCUCGAGUGGGCCUCGAGCAGCGGUCGUCUCAUCGACGUGGGCAACCCGUCUUCAGAGAUGGCCAUCUCCGGCCGAUGCAUUGGCAAGCAGCUCUACAUAUCGGACGUGGACGAAAAGAGACGCCACGUAGAGGCGCUCGUCUCGAUCUCGGUGCCUGGCUCCUCGCCCAUGGAUCGACGUUUGCUGGGCACCUUCCCCAGCCGCCCGAUCAAGGUGAUUAGCAAGCCCAGCAAGAAGCGACAGUCGUCUCGCAACACGGAGCUCUGCGUCAACCACGGCUCCGUCAUCUCGCUCUUCCACCGCCUGCGCUCCCAGACGGUCUCGACUCGAUACCUGUGCGUCUCAGGCGCGCCGUCGUGGUUCAAGGGUUCGGACAACCAGCCGUUUCUCAACAUGAAUCCGCGAGAUCAGAAAGGUCAAGAGCCUCCGAGCUGCUUCGUCGCCAAGAUGUCGAGCUGGGAUCCGUUUGUCAUCUACUUGGUCGAUCCAAACCAAAGGGCCGAUGCGACGCCGUCGGAGCCACUUCAGCCUCCCGUCAAGGGCUACCCGCCGCCGCCGCCGAACGCGCUUCCUACAGUGGGGCUGACGAGCUCGCAGAUGACGAUCCACUACAACCAGCCGAUCGUGCUACAGUGCCUCAACACGGCGGUUGUGAGCCCAGUGAUGGUGGUGCGCAAGGUGGAGAAGGGUACGACGGUGCUAGGCGGUGCGUCUGCCGGACCGACCGAGUCGAUCUCGCGCGAGGCCUUUGGCGAUCCCGUGUCUCAGCUGCACAAGAUUGCGCUUGAAGUGCUCGAAGAUCCAUCGGCGUCGGUGCCGCGGCCGAUGGACGAGUCUGGCGAGUCCAUGUCGCCGGGUCAGAGCGGGCCGUUCUUGGCGUGCCUGAACGAGUCGGUGGGCAUGCAUCGUCCCAGCGAGCCGCGCAAGUGGAUGGGCAACAGUGGCUACAGCGUACCUUCGACGCCGACGACGCCGGUGACAUCGAUGAACCUGGCGGCCAUGGACGCAGGCGAGCCGGUCUCUGGAAGCUUCCUUCCGACGAGCCCGACGUCGGCUGCUGCCUAUGCUGCUGCCCAGACUCGCUUUUCGUUGGGCGCGAGCCGGGCUGGCAGCAUGAUGUCGCCGUCGACGUCAUCGCAAGACGCCUCCGGCAGCAUGGAACCACCGCCAUCGUCGGACGGAGGCAAAGUGAAGCGGCCGCGACGUGUGUCGUCUUCGGUGGUGGUGCAGAAGGAGCGCGCGGCGGCUGCCGCGGCUGCGAGCAAGAACCGCCGACGCGGACAGUCGCUAUCGGUGGUGGGUAUGCAGAACCAGGGGCUUUCGGACGUCGAGAUCCUGCGUCGCACGGGUUCCUACACGAACUCGAUGACGUCGGACUCGUCGGUGGCGAGCAUCGCACCCGGGGCGAUGUGGUCGGUGGAGGUGGCCGACUCGGACAUCUGGACGGUGGUGGGCACCGACAUCGCGCGCCACUCGUUCUACGUGCCGCCGCAGAUCGUCGGGGGCUCGCAGCCGCAGACGUCGAUCACGGACAGCAACAUUGCGCAUCUGAUCACGGUGCCUGCGCCUGCGCAGCCCAUCACGCCGAUUCCGAUCAUCACCAACGUCGUGGCGCCCUCUCGCGAUAGCCGCUCGGCGGCCAUGGCUGCAGCGGGAGGCGCGGGCGACCAGAGUCCCGGGCUGGUGACCAUCCUGGGCGAGAACUUCCACCCGAACCUGUUCAUCUUCUUUGGCGACUGGAAGAGCACGCAUGUGGAAGUGCGCACGCGGCAAACGAUCGUGUGCGCGGCGCCGCCAGCCUUCGAUUCGGGUCUGCCUCGUGGGCGCGUGCCCAUCUUGGUGGUGCGCCAUGACGGCGUCAUCUUCCCCACCGACUUCCACUACCAGUGCUGA
This is a messenger RNA of Moesziomyces antarcticus, 4689 nucleotides long. RefSeq names its product LAG1-DNAbind-domain-containing protein. Gene Ontology annotation, molecular function: RNA polymerase II cis-regulatory region sequence-specific DNA binding; DNA-binding transcription activator activity, RNA polymerase II-specific. Gene Ontology annotation, biological process: regulation of transcription by RNA polymerase II. The record is from RefSeq and is a predicted model, not a curated record. Lineage: Eukaryota; Fungi; Basidiomycota; Ustilaginomycetes; Ustilaginales; Ustilaginaceae. Gene Ontology annotation, cellular component: nucleus. The transcript has a single exon. The coding region runs from base 1 to 4689 and encodes 1562 amino acids.